This is a messenger RNA of Macroventuria anomochaeta, 679 nucleotides long. RefSeq lists its product as uncharacterized. The transcript is spliced from 3 exons. Lineage: Eukaryota; Fungi; Ascomycota; Dothideomycetes; Pleosporales; Didymellaceae. The record is from RefSeq and is a predicted model, not a curated record. Bases 92 to 679 code for a protein of 195 amino acids.
CUCACCGUCUAUACCUCAACUCACCACCCAGAUCACGGCCCCCUGGCGACUACGACCACUAAACCUCCAAACAGACUCAACAUCACCGGCAAUGGCAUACCUAGCGCAAGUUCCCUCGCCCGUCGGCGUGUUCCCGCAAUUCUUUGCCCGCGGCUCUGAAACUCUGGUCCUCAAGGAGAAGGUUCUCUCACUUACCGGCGACGACUUUCACAUCAAGCUUGCCAAUGGCACACCGAUUAUUCGUGUAGAGGGCAAAGUAAUGUCCCUCUCCGGCCGCAAGAAGGUGUUUGACGAGCAGGGCAACCAUUUGUUUGAUAUUGUGAAGGAGCAUUUUCAUAUUCACCCGACGUUCCGCGUGGAAGAUGCGCAGGAGAAGAAGAUCAUGGAGGUCAAGAGCUCGUUCACGUUGAGGGGCAGCAAAGCCACAGCAACAAUCACUUCCCAGUCCGGCAAGCAAGAAGUCCUCACAAUGCGUGGCCACUGGUUCGACACCACAGCCGACAUCACGAACGAAGCUCAGGGCAAUGCUGUCGUAGCAAGAAUCGACCGCAAGUUCCUCUCCGGCAAAGACCUUUUCUUCGGCCAACAAACCUACGCCGUGACCGUCGCGCCAGGCGUCGAUAUGGCACUGAUAGCAGCCAUGUGUAUCUGCCUGGACGAGAACAACGAGAAAAACUAG